UGGAGAGCUGAACACUCCCAAUAUUGCUUAAUGAAAAGAGAAGUGGAUUUUUCUGUUUGAUCUUCAUUUUCUGUAUACUGCUUAACAUUUUGGGAUACUGUUGAUUGUAGUUUGCCUGAUUUGGGAACAAACUGAAGCUCCACCAACUCUGAUUCAGGAUACAGAAGAAGAUGAACCACCUUAUUCUACUUUUCUCAUUGUUCUCGGCUCCAGCAUUUGCUGACAAAGAAAGUCAGAAAACAAACCAAAACUUUUCUUCAAACAAUGCCAGUCAUAAACGACUGAAGAGAGACUGGAUAUGGAACCAAAUGCAUAUCAAAGAAGAGAUUGAUACACCAUUACCACACCAUGUUGGCAAGAUCACAUCAAGCGUAAGGAACAACAACGCUAAGUAUAUUAUUGAAGGUGAAUAUGCCAACACCAUUUUUAAAGUGGAAGAAACCAGUGGUGAUGUAUAUGCAUUUGAGAGGCUAGACAGAGAAAAGAAAGCAGAGUAUGAGCUGACAGCUCUCAUUAUUGACAGAAGGAACAACCAGUCACUGGAACCCCCAUCUAAAUUCAUUAUCAAGGUCUACGAUAUUAAUGACAAUGUCCCUGUGUUUGUACAAAAAGUAUUCAAUGGAUCUGUCCCAGAAAUGUCACCAGUAGGAACCUCUGUCACCAAAGUGACAGCUGUAGAUGCUGAUGACCCAACAGUUACAGGUCAUGCCACAGUUACCUACCAAGUCAUUAAAGGAGACGAAUACUUCACAGUUGAUGACUCUGGUGUGAUUUCUACAACAAGGGCUGAUUUAGACAGAGAGAAUCAAUCAACAUAUGAAAUUAUUGUUAAAGCAAAAGAUGCACCAGGGUCUUCUGGGGAUUCAAGCACAGCUACAGUCAUUAUCACUUUAACCGACAUCAAUGACAACUUCCCAGUAUUCAAACACCCAUCAUUUCACUUUAAAGUUCCUGAAAACAUUUCAGUAGGAGGAGAAGUUGGCAGAGUCAAAGUAGAAGAUGUUGACGAACCACAACAUAGAAAUACGAAAUACAGUUUUGUCAGAGGAGAUUACAGGGACACCUUUGAAAUCGUAGCAAAUCCAUUCACAAAUGAAGGGAUCAUUAGGCCAAAGAAGCCCCUGGACUUCGAAAAAGUAGCAGAAUACAGGUUUGACAUUGAAGCAACAGAUCCCACAGUCGAUCUUCGUUAUUUUAAAUCCGGUGGCUCUAGGAGCAUUUCAACAGUCACCAUUGAAGUCACUGAUGUUGAUGAGCCUCCCAUCUUCACUAAACUACCAUAUGAAUUUAAAGUAAGGGAAAAUGAUCCAGAAAUAAGAACACUCGGUUCAGUUUGGGCACACGACCCUGACGCAGCUAAACGGAAAAUCAGAUUUAUUCGACGAAGAGCUAGUCCUAAUGGAGACUAUAUUAGGGUAUCCGAUACUGGAAUUAUUCAGCUUCCCAAGCCCCUGGACAGAGAAUUCAGUUCCUCAUACAACAUCACUGUAGCGGCUCAGGAAAUCCUUGAAGAUGGCCGUCUUUCUGACAGAGAAUCACAUGCCCAAGUUCAUGUAAUAGUUACUGAUGAAAAUGAUAAUGCUCCAGAACUUGUUUAUCCUGAGGAACCCAGAGUGUGUGAAAAUGCUGCACCAGGAAAGGUAAUCAUCAGGAUUUCAGCUACUGACAAGGAUGAAAUAUCACCUAGAGGUUUCUUCAAAUACUCCCUGGCCACAGAAGAUAGCAACUUCUCCUUGGUUGAGAACUACGAUAACACAGCUAAUAUCACUGUCAAAUAUGGACAGUUUAAUCGUGAACUUGCCAAAAUCCACUACCUGCCCGUCAUCAUCUCAGACAACGGUGAUCCUGAGCUCAGCAGCACAAAUACACUUGUCAUUAGUGUCUGCAAGUGUAAUGAAAAAGGCAACUUCACUUUUUGUGAGGAAAGAGCUGAACAAGUUGGAGUUAGUAUACAAGCACUGGUGGCAAUUUUUAUCUGUAUCUUCACAAUCAUUGUAAUCACUUUGCUAAUUCUUCUAAGAAAGAGACACAAGAAGGAUUUGAGCGGUCUUGGGAGGAAUGUGGCAGAGAUUCAUGAGCAGCUUGUCACUUAUGAUGAAGAAGGUGGUGGUGAAAUGGAUACCACCAGCUAUGACGUAUCUGUACUCAACUCUGUCCGCAAGAAUGGUAUAAAGCUGGAAGCAGUUCCCUCUCCAUAUGCACAAGUCCAAAAGCCUCCUGGAAAUAUAACUUCUGGUGCUGGAGAAAUGGAAAUGAUGAUUGAGGUUAAGAAGGAUGAAGCCGACAAUGACAGGGAUUUGCUGCCAUAUGACACACUUCACAUUUAUGGCUACGAAGGUGCCGAGUCCACUGCAGAAUCUCUCAGUUCUUUGGAAUCAGGCUCCUCAGACUCAGAUAUUGAUUAUGACUUUCUAAAUGACUGGGGACCCAGGUUUAAAAUGCUAGCUGAGCUGUAUGGAUCAGAACCAAGUGAAGAUUUUGUGUAUUAAGUUCAAACUAGCCAUGAAUUUUCUCCCUCCCACUACAGAUAGACAUCAAGAGCCUGCCAAUGGCCAAAGAAGAACUCACAGCUCUUCACCCAAGCCAUACCAGGAUUUCAAACAGCAGUAGAGUUAAAAAGAAACACACAGAUCACAUACAUUGACUUCCCCUAGCACUGCUAUCCUUGCUAACAUUCAGUUCUUUCCCCAAAAUUGCUGCUCGAGGACCUGCUCGAGUCUUUUAGGACACAACUCCUCUCCCUAUCCAGAUAGACACUUCUCCUUAAAAAGUGGUUUUGUCCUCAGUUUCUCGCUCAUUCCUCUCCUCCUGUACUGUUUUCAUCAACCUGCAUUCAAGGUCACCAUCCACUGGAACAGAGGGGUUCGGUGGCAUUGGGAAGGAAUGUUUUGAAUAACCUCCUGUAUCUCCAGCCGGCUGGUUUGCCUGGCCCUCUUGUAACAUCUUUAUUGAUA
Molecule: messenger RNA, 2954 nt
Organism: Pygoscelis adeliae (Adelie penguin)
Lineage: Eukaryota; Metazoa; Chordata; Aves; Sphenisciformes; Spheniscidae
Gene: CDH5
Product: cadherin 5, type 2 (vascular endothelium)
Exons: 12
Coding region: 171-2489 (772 amino acids)
Biological process (GO): regulation of establishment of cell polarity; multicellular organism development; cell morphogenesis
Cellular component (GO): bicellular tight junction; adherens junction; catenin complex
Molecular function (GO): cadherin binding; calcium ion binding
Source: RefSeq, a predicted model, not a curated record